ACAUUCCCCCACACACACUCACAGUGUGUGUGUGUGUGUGUGUGUGUGUGUGUGUGUGUGUGUGGGCGAGCAGACCUGUGGAUCUCACGGUGUUGGAACAUGCAUCAGGCGUGCGCAUGCUGAGGAAAUACACCGCAAGAGAAGAAGCGAUGCUGAACGGACUGUAGCGUUAUCUUAGCGUCCAUCAUGAUGGUGGAUGAAACAAACAUUUCUUACGGUGUUUGCAGUGGAAGGAGUCGAUUGCUCGGUUACCCUUACAGCGAAUCAGCAUUAGCCUCGUUUGAGAGCGUCUAGGAGAAAAGCUGAUGUGGAAAAAAAACUUGAACAAAGAUGUUUGGCCCAGCGCGGACUGGUAGCAUUCAAGACACUUCAAUAAACUGGCGAUCCUUUAACUACCUGUAGGAUUGCAUCGAGUUAACAAGGAGAGAAUGGAAUCGACAUUUCUAUAAUGUGAUUUGCACUCAGCCUUUGAGCUUAAACCACUGUCUUCCACGGACAUUUGUUCAGCCGUCGUUUUAAUAUGUCUGCCUGCUAAAAGCCUUUUUUCCAAGAAUGGAAAACUGAUGGAGCAGCCGUGACCAAACGCGCACCGAUGCACCGCAUUUAUCCAUCGCAGUCAGCUCGUUUAAGAUAAACAAAAAGGAUUAAAACGGCAAACCUAUAUGCACGCGUCUGAGCCAGACGUAUCCUCAGUAUUAAAUGUCUUGUCUAGAUGUGCAUCCCUUCGCCAUUUUUUAUCUGACUGAACUCGACAAUUUCGAAGUCCCAUGCGAUGCGAUGGAGGGGCUGUCACGGAAAAUGAGUGAUUUCGCCUAAAAAACAUACACAUUUAUAUACAUUUCUCUUGAGUCAAUUGAGCCAAAAAACAAACGAGAGUCAUGUAAAGUAAAAGUUGCAGUACCCUUUCACCGAACAACUACUAUUACUAUAUGAAGAUCACAGUGUUGGUUUGCCCUCGCAGCAAUGCCAGUGCGUGCCGUGACCUCCAGGUUCAUGUACAGGGGACUUUGCUCUAUUCCAGAUAUCCUCUCAUACAGGACUCCUGUCACCCUCCCCGAGGACGAAGUGGAGGAGAUCCGAGAGGCCUUUAGAGUGUUUGAUCGUGAUGGGAAUGGCUUCAUCUCAAAGCAGGAGCUGGGCAUAGCCAUGCGGUCUUUGGGAUACAUGCCCAAUGAGGUGGAGCUGGAGGUCAUCAUCAAGAGACUGGACAUGGAUGGUGAUGGUCAGGUGGACUUUGAAGAAUUUGUAACACUGCUUGGCCCUAAACUCACUGCCUCCAGCAUGCCUGACAAAUUUCAUGGAGCUGACUUUGACUCCAUAUUCUGGAAGUGUGAUAUGCAGAAGCUGACAGUGGAUGAACUAAAGAGAUUGCUAUAUGACACUUUCUGCGACCAUUUGACGAUGAAGGACAUUGAGAACAUCAUCAUGACUGAGGAGAGCCAUAUGAACAGCCCAGAGUGCCAAGUUGAUAUUGACACAAGCCCCAUGCAACAAGUCAAGCACACAUGUGUGCGAAAGAGCUUGAUUUGUGCCUUUGCCAUUGCGUUCAUCAUCAGUGUCAUGCUUAUCGCAGCAAAUCAGAUGCUUCGAAGAGGGAUGAAGUGAGCAACCCUGUCCAAUAAGACCAACUCUUGUCCACAGAUGCUUUUCAGUAUUUUUACAUUUAAGGGACACAGGUGAAAUGCUGGGACACACUUGAAUUAUUGAUUUCAUAUGGAUGAAUGAAUAUGAUAAAGAUGCACGUAUCUCUUUUCACACUUCUUGCAGCUGAUUUACUGACAUAGUGAUAUAAAGCAAUACAUAGAAGGACAGGAUAAUUCUGUUUUUUUGUUUUGUUUUGUUUCACAGUAAGUGUGAUAUGUGAUAUAACUCAGCCAGUGUAUCAGCAAACUUUAGAAGGAUGGCAUGAACGUUUAAAAACAUACAUUGAAAAAUGUGAUGUCUUGAAAAUGACAUUCACUUUUGUAUUUUUGCUAAUAAUUGCGUUGAUGUAAUUUAUGAAAAUUAUAUGGUAACAGUAGACAUUUUGUAUCAAGUAAAUUCAGUGCAUAACAUCUUUCAGCAUAGUAAACAUAAUAAUUAAUUGAAAGCCCAAAUAAAAAGGUGUACAGAUCAAUGGAAACAUCUCAUAAAAUUGUCUUGCUCAUUAGAAUUUUUUUUAUGUGCAUCUGAAGUAUAUGUGUACUUUGUAGGUUUAAAAAAGGGUUUAAAAUGCAUUCCAUAUGAUGGACAAUUUUUAAACCCCCCUUUACCCCAUCCACCAUGGAAAAGGACCACCACUGACCAGAUUUUAUUUGGGUAAUGGACCACUCUCAGCACGAUUGGGGUUUACUGUGAACUUACUGGUUACCUUAUGAGACACACCUGCCUUCUUGGAACACCUUGCAGAUAUUCAGUAAAUUGCAUUUUGCAAUUUGUCUGUCCUCCUCUAGCCCUUCUUCAGAGGUCAGUUUUUGACUGUAGGACUACUGUUGGCUGAAUAGUUUGCAAAAACACUGCUGUACCACCAGAAAAAUACACUGCUAUGGCACUACAGUGUCACUGUCACAUGUCAGUGUCACUGCUGUGCUUUUAGUCAUCCAUUACUUAAAUAAUAUCUGGUCAGCGGUGGUCUUAUGGUGGUGCUUUAUCAUUGAUGAAUAAGGUAGAAGGUGGUCAAUAAUUGUGUAACAGUAAUUAAAAACCUAUAAAUAUAACUACAUUCAGUAAUUAUAAACCUACAAAGUGUACCUACAGUACUGUACAAAAGCACAAAAGUCAGAGACCUUCAUUGAUUUGUUUAAUUUCCAGUUUAAACAGCCAUUUAAUACAAGUUAUUUAUUUUAAAGAUAGUUUUGAGUAGAUAGAAGAUAAUCCUUUUAAGAAAAAAAGAAAGUCAAAGGAAAAUAAGUAAAAAUACAGCAGCUUCCAUAACUGGAAUCCAACAAAUGAUUAAAAGAUACAACAAAAUUGGACUCCUAACAACCAUUCAAAGCCUUGGUAUACCACCAACCAACAGUCACCUUCAAACAUACAGUACUUAAUGCUUUCAUCUUUAAGAGAGCAUAGAAAAUCAAGCCCCACUUCUGCUUCUGAUUUGAAAAAGCCCAUAGGUGUUUCUGUCCAUCCUUCCACUGUAAGAAGAGAACUCAAUGCUAUGGGUCUAAAAUGUGUAGCUAUAACGAAGCUGUUACUAUGUAAUAAUGACAUAAUUACUAUGAAAAUGUAAUAGACAUAAAAAAGAGAAGAAAUUUGUCUGCUUGUGAUACAUAAAAUUAUUAUUUUCCAAUAAAAGAAAAGUAGUAGUAGAAAAGCAGUAUUGCAAUAUAUUAUGACUCUGAAAGUCACAACAAUUUAUCACAGUUUAAUCAAUAACUUUAAAGCUCAAAAGACUUGAAGUUGAAUAUACCCAGUAUUUGUUAACAGCUUCUUAGGUGUAACUCUUUAACAUAGGGGUUACACUGGGAAAGUAAAACAUAAUAUUAACAGUUAAUAAACAGUUAUUAAAUAGUAAUUAGUUAAUAUAUUUAAAAUUGUAGUUAAAAGAAUAUGAUACACAAAAAUAGGUAUUCACUGCAUUGUUCAACGGCAGGGUGUUUAAAAAACAAAAUAUACAAAAAUUUAAUAUGAAAUAAAUUCUAUAAUAUUUGAACAUCAAUAAACUGUAUUAGGCAUCAUCUAAAAAUCAAAUUCAGCAGUGUAAGAAAAGCCAUUUUUAUGUCUGUUUUUUAUUUAUUUUCAUUGAGUCUGUAAGAUCAUACCUUUUAGAUUAUUAAUUUAUAUGCAACUGUAAGCUAAAAUAAGAAGAUUUUAUCUAUUUUUUUAAGUGUACACGAAAUAUUAAGUGUUAUCUCUGGUCUUGUCAGUUCUUAUUCUGGACCUUUCCUCAAAGACUUCCUUAUUAGUAUUUCAGAAAUCUCUGAUUUGCACCUUGAAAUUUCAUGAUUACAGGUUUAUCACUCAAUUAAUGUAUUCAUAAUGUACUUCGCUUGUUUUUAAUAACUCCUAGCUGAAAGCUAACUGUUCAUUUUGGCUGUUUCCAAAAUAUGAAAUUCGUUAUGCAAAUGAACCAUAAUGCAAGUUAUCAGCCUUACUUCUUUCUAACUGAAUUUACUUGUUAGAAGUAAAGCUAAAAGCAAAGGUGAAUGCCAACUAGCAUUUUAACACAGGCACACUCUGGGAGCUUUAUGUAUGCAAGACUGCCCCACAGAUUUCCAUGGAGGCUUUGUGGAAACUCACAGUAGCGUUAAAUUACAGAUCCAGUCAUGAAGAUAAAAGUCUGUUAUGAACAACAGUGUGAAAUAGAUGUACUCAAAAUCCCAAAGCUUUCCCUCACUGGAGUGCAUCAUGUCUUAUUAUCCUAUAAUUAGCUUAGACACAAAUUUUCCCAUUCAAAAUUGACCAAAAUAAGACUGAACCACAGCAAUUAUAUGAAAUAAAAUAACUGAAUUUCUCCAAUACAGAUUCUCAGGGUUUUUUUUUUACAGAAAGAUGUUUUCUGUUUCGACUUGGUAUUUCUGAGAUGCAGCAUGACAGGUUAAUGACUCAUACUACAUAUGCAGAUCAU
Messenger RNA from Pygocentrus nattereri (red-bellied piranha), 4546 nucleotides. It is a transcript of the gene cabp7b, whose product is annotated as calcium binding protein 7b. Lineage: Eukaryota; Metazoa; Chordata; Actinopteri; Characiformes; Serrasalmidae. The record is from RefSeq and is a predicted model, not a curated record. The transcript has 5 exons. Gene Ontology annotation, molecular function: calcium ion binding. The coding region runs from base 964 to 1605 and encodes 213 amino acids.